GUUUUAUUUUUUCUUCUUGUAAAUUUGCUUUUUCUGUAAUAAUUUCCUUUUUUUUCUCAAAUAAAAAAAAAGUAUUUCUUAAAUAGUGCAAUAGUUUUAUGAAAAUUUCAAUUUCAAUGAAAUUUUCUUUGGUUCCAUUUAAAAGAAUAAAAAAUUAAUUUUCAACAUUCCAUAAAAAUAAAAAAAUUCAAUUCAUCAAAAUCAAUAAAACAAUUACCAAUAAUGUUUGCAACAAUGUACUAGGCCAGCCCUCAAAAUGUCUGUCCCUGUACGCUACUCUGCUGCCGAUCUCGUCAUUGAUACUGAUAUUCAAAUGAACGAAGAUAUCGUGCAGCACCACCAGAUGAUGAUAGCAUCAACAUCAUCAGCAAUGGGAUCACAAACAUCAAAUAAUAGUACAUCAAUAAAUUUACAUAAUAAUGAUGACACUAUUAUUACAAAUGAUGUUUCACAAAUGAUGAUUAAUCAACACCAACAUCAGCAGCAACAGCAACAAAUGCAACAUAAAAAUCAGCAACAACAACAAGAUAAUAAUAAAAAAUCAUCAUUAAAAAAUCCAACAAUGUUGAUGCAAUCACCAAAAAAAUAUAAUAAAUAUAUUAAAAUAAAUGGUGGUAGCAGUAAUGCUGAGGUGCGAGAUCAGUGGAUGAUAAUGCCUGAUGAGGAGGGCCGGCUUGGAACACCGGAUGCUGCUGCUGGUAGCAGUAGUGGUAUUCAAAAUAAAAUAAAUAAAAUGCCGUCGCCACCUUCGUCGUCGCAUUCAAUUAACAUUAAUAAUAACAUCAACAACAACAACAAUAAUAUUAAUAACCCAAUUAAUAUAUUUAAUAAUGAAAAUGCAAAUAUUAUUGUACAACAGCAGCAGCAACAGCAACAAGAACUUGGUGAACAUCAAAUUCAAAAUGAAGAACAAUUUGAUCAAGGAAAACAACAACAACUACAACAGCAACAAUCAUCUUCACCUACACCUUCGACAUCGUUUAAUAAUGAAAAUUUUGAUAAUUCAAAUGAUGAACAAUUUGUAUCAUCUGAAGAUCUCAUUAAUAAAUUAAAAGAAUAUGAUGCAUUACAAGAUAAAUAUCAUACAAUAUUGAUUUUGCCUAAAGAAUCAAGGCGGGAGGUUACCGCUGGUGGUCGUGAUGGAUCUGCUUACGUCUUACGCUGUCUAAAAAUGUGGUAUGAAUUACCAUCAGAUGUUUUAUUCACUGCGAUUAGUUUGGUUGAUCGCUUUCUCGACAGAAUGACAGUAAAACCUAAACAUAUGGCUUGUAUGAGUGUUGCAUCAUUUUAUUUGGCAAUUAAACAGUUGGGUCUAAAUCAAAUACCACCUGAAGAUUUAGUUACUAUUUCUCAGUGUGGUUGUACAGCUGGUGAUUUAGAACGAAUGGCUGGGGUUAUUGCUAAUAAAUUGGGUGUCCAAAUGGGACAACCACCAAUAACUUCAUUAAAUUUCUUACGCAUUUUUUACAAUCUAUUCCGUAAUAUGGCAGAAGAAUUGGGGUAUGAAUUCUUUGAAUUUUAUAAGAAAUUCAUUAAAUUAGAAGAGCUUGAAAUGCGUCUUGAAGUUUUAUUAUGUGACGUUCAAACAACAAUUGUAACACCAGCUACUCUUGCACUUGUAUUAAUUUGUUUACAUUUGGAUCAUCAUAUCACCGAAUCAUAUCCAAGAAAAGGAAGCCCAGAAAUGAAACAUCUUUAUGAAUAUAUUGUAUUCAUGCAAAAAUUUUUACGUAUCCCAGAACGUGUAUUUAUGAAUGGUUUUGGUGUUGUUUCCGAUAUUCUUAAAAAUUAUAAUGGACAAAAUAAACAACCAUACAAACAGCGUUUAGUAUGGAAAUUAUCAAGUCGUACAUUACGUGUUUUACGCCCCACUAAUCGUUUUUGUUCAGAUUUGCCAACUAUUGAAGAAGGAAUUUCAAAUCAGCAAACAAUUGAUGAAAUGGAUGGAUGUAGAUCAAGAACUGAAAGUUUAAGUUCAGAAGAGGAAGAAGAUUGGCCAACUUCACCAAUCAUACCAAUUUUUGAACAGUGUUAAAUAACAGUGAAAAUUUUUUAAAGAGUUUUCAAAUUUUUUUAAAAUUAACUACAGUUAAAAUUCCAUCUAUUUUAUCAAAGAAAAAAGAAGAAAAAAACCAAUAUAAUAAGAGUUUUGGGGGGAAAAAACCAAACAAAUAAUUUUUAAAAAUUAGCAACAAACCAUUACAUAAAUCUUUAUGAAUAAAAUAUUAUUUUGGAAAAAUAAUAUUACAUCUCUAAAUUUUCUGAAAAGAAAUCAACAAAUUUUCUCUGGGCACACAUAUUGGAGAAUAAAUAAAAAAUAUUUAUAUCAUUGAUUAAACAACUCAAAAAGAAGAUAAAACAAAGAAGAAGAGGAAAUAUUGCGAUUAUAAUUAUUAUUAAUAAUAAUUUUUCGAUCACAAUACGUAAAAACAUUUACCAAAAAAAAAAAAAGAUUUUUUAAAGGAUUGAAAAGGGAAAUCAUUGGCUUAUAUAAAGAUCGAAAAAAAUAAUAAAAUUAAAACAGAGUCAAAUUAUCAAACAAGGCGUAUUCAAUAUUUAUAAAGUAAUAUAAAGAAUCAAACAAUAUAUUAGAAUA
Messenger RNA from Condylostylus longicornis, 2596 nucleotides. It is a transcript of the gene CycG, whose product is annotated as cyclin G. The record is from RefSeq and is a predicted model, not a curated record. Gene Ontology annotation, molecular function: cyclin-dependent protein serine/threonine kinase regulator activity. Bases 257 to 2035 code for a protein of 592 amino acids. Gene Ontology annotation, biological process: mitotic cell cycle phase transition; regulation of cyclin-dependent protein serine/threonine kinase activity. The transcript has 6 exons. Lineage: Eukaryota; Metazoa; Arthropoda; Insecta; Diptera; Dolichopodidae. Gene Ontology annotation, cellular component: cyclin-dependent protein kinase holoenzyme complex; cytoplasm; nucleus.